AUGAUACAAAUAUCCUGCGUUUUCUUCGGUGCCGGUUGUAUCAUCUCCGGCCAGGCUCAAAACUUCACCGUUCUGCUAGCGGGGCGUACUAUUAUGGGGAUUGGCGGAGGCGGUAUAAUUACGCUAGCUGAGACGACGGUCACGGACCUGGUCCCUUUGAGAUAUCGUGCAAAAUAUCUUGGAUAUCUCGGCUCAGUCGAGAAGGCGACAUGGCGAUGGAUCUUCUGGGUCAUGAUCCCCUUCGCCGUACUUGGAUUUCUCGCCAUUACCUUCUACCUGAACCAAACACCUGUCCCCGGUAACGUUAUACCUAAAUUGCGACGAUUCGACUGGAUCGGCGCCACAGCUCUGACCGGGUCACUUGUGUGCUUCCUGAUCGGCCUGUCGUGGGGUGGCGUUCAGUACGCAUGGGGCGACUGGCACACAUGGUUCCCAAUGGUCCAGGGGGCUGAAGGAAUAAUCUUCACUAUGGUGUAUGAGUUCAUGUUGGCGAAGGAGCCAAUCGUUAUACCCACCAUAUUUAACAACAGAAGCAUGGUCAUCUGCUUCUUGCUGGCCAUGGCGCACGGAGCUGUGGUGUGGUGUUUACUUUACUUUUUGGUUAUUUACUAUGAGGCUGUCAAGUUCUAUGGAACUAUUUCCACUGCACUAUCAGCAAUGCCGGAGAGCAUCACAAUUGUUGCUUCGGGCAUCAUAGCAGGCCUUCUAGCAACAAAGACCGGCGAAUAUCGCACUUUCAUUCGACUAGGGUGGGCUAUAACAGUCCUUGGAUUCGUACUGUUGAGCCUGCUCGACCACAACACGUUGGUCUUUGGUUGGAUUCUACUCAACAUACCUAUUGGCAUAUCUACCGGUGUGCUUUUCACGACCGUGCCAGUUGCCAUCCAGGCUGCCGGUCGGCCGGAAGACGCCGGGCCUGCAGCCUCCUUCUUCUCCUUCUGCCGGUCUCUCGGCCAGGCCAUCGGUGUCUCUGUCGGCGGCACGAUCCUCCAGAACCGUUUUAGAGCAGUCGCCGUUGGUAUGCAGACCAUUGGGCCGCUGGCGGAUGAGUUCAGCCAUCAAAUAGAGGGCCUCAUCGCCUUUCUGAAGUCACUGCCGGCCACCUCAGCCAUGAGGGACGAGCUGGUCCAAGCAUACUCAGAAAGCCUACAAAGUCUAUGGUAUUACGUGGCUGGCUUUAGCGCAGUCACAGUCGUGCUCAGCUUCUUUGUUAAGAAGUACACUUUAGACCAAGCUUGGAGGACUGACCAGGCUUUGAUAGAGAAGACGGAUAAAAGGUCGCGGGUCUGA
Diaporthe citri is the source of this 1290-nucleotide messenger RNA. RefSeq lists its product as uncharacterized. The coding region runs from base 1 to 1290 and encodes 429 amino acids. Gene Ontology annotation, molecular function: transmembrane transporter activity. Lineage: Eukaryota; Fungi; Ascomycota; Sordariomycetes; Diaporthales; Diaporthaceae. The transcript has 4 exons. Gene Ontology annotation, biological process: transmembrane transport. The record is from RefSeq and is a predicted model, not a curated record.